Acanthoscelides obtectus is the source of this 561-nucleotide messenger RNA. The record is from the annotation of a GenBank genome assembly. Lineage: Eukaryota; Metazoa; Arthropoda; Insecta; Coleoptera; Chrysomelidae.
AUGACGACCGAAAUAAAGAAGAAAUUUGAUAUUAAUAAGACAUGUAAUAAAGCUAUAAUCCAUAAGUCUUGGGAAAAGUUGUUAAUGGAAAUGUUGGAAGUACAUAAGGAUCCCAUCUUCAAAAAAUACCAGGUUUUUUUAAACAUCAAAAUAAAUCAUUCAGGUGCUGUCUCUGUUGGAGCCAACGAAAGCAUAACACUUGCUGAAUUCUCCACCUCGGCCAUCAGUGACACCCUGGCCCCCUCAAGUGCAAAAGAAAUGACUAUUCCUGCAAAGAAAACUAAGAUGUCACAUUUACCAGAAACUGAAGAAACCCAAAAAUUAUCAACUGCUGAGUUGCAGCGAUUAGUUCUAUUAGAGCAGUUGAAGUUAUGUCAAAUGCAACAAGAAGAAAUCAUUAAGAGACAGAAGCAAGGAAUUUAUUCCGGAUUUUAUACUGUAGGACAGGAAAUCUUGCUUUUAAUUGCCCAAAGCAUCGUUCAAUUAUCACUCGUUCUCGACAAAAAACGUUAUUAUAAUUUUGCUGUUCUGGGGUUGUUGGAUUUCUUCAGGGAGUCAUAA